AUGGGAUGCCGACUUUCACGCACAGAUUCUCUAGAUCGGAUCGACGAGAAGAGCGAACCCCAAGUGACAACCCCAUUGACCCAGAGCAACAACAAAGCUCAAACGAACGAGAAAAGAACGAAUGGGACGAGUGUUUUGACGAGAAGGGACACACCGCAGACAUUGCCGUUGAACGAGACAAGGACCGACCCAUCCACCAAUGGCACCACAACCGGCAUUCUUGCCUCGAAACCGAUUGGAGAAAUCGAGAGCGCGAGUCAAGCGGAUUUCUUCCGGAUGUUAGACGAGAAAAUUGCGCAUGGUCGAGUUCUCGACGAAACCCCAUCGGACAACGAA
Molecule: messenger RNA, 336 nt
Organism: Mesorhabditis belari
Lineage: Eukaryota; Metazoa; Nematoda; Chromadorea; Rhabditida; Rhabditidae
Source: the annotation of a GenBank genome assembly